AUGUCUGGAGAUGAGGACGGUGAGCCGGAGGAGGCGGAGCUCCUCACAGGAGCUGAUGAAGACCAGUUUGUAUCAGAGCAGAAACCUCCACCUCCACUUGGAGACCGACCAGCUCCUCCCAGCAGUCUGGCCUUGUCACGACCAACGAAGAAGAGAAUCCUGGCAGCUCCGGCUCUCAGUCUGUCUCUGGGUCGCAGCGAAUCUGCGGUUUCGGAGGACUUCCCGUCCGGUUUCCUCUCGCCGUCGCCUGAAGACGACGACGAUGACACAGCGCUGGACUUCGACCUGGCAACACCCUCCGACAGCGAAUCACUGGCUUUCCCCGUCUACGACCUGGACCUGGAGGAUGACCUGCGGCGUCUCGGCGUGGCGUCCAGGCUCCGCCCAGAGUCCGGCCCCGGGUCCAGCGAGCUGGGAGCUCUGGAGCGCGAGGACAUCGUGGACGCUCAGGGCACCAGGUGGCGCCGAUUCUCCACGGGAGACCCUCCGCAGGAGAGCAGCGUGGACAUGACCGUCCUGCAGCCGUUCCUCAACGUGCUGUCACACGGAGGUUACUACAGCGAUGGCACGAAUGACAUCAUCGUGUUUUCUUCCUGUUACCUGCCGGAGAACAGUCUGGAAAACUACCAGUAUGUGAUGGACAACCUGUUCAGGUAUGUGGUGGGAACUCUGGAUCUGAUGGUUGCAGAAAACUACGUGAUAGUUUAUUUUUGUGCCGGCGGCCAGAAAAACAAACUGCCGGGAAUCAGCUGGCUGCGAGAAUGUUACACCACCAUCGACCGAAGGUUAAGGAAGAAUCUGAAAGGUUUCUUCGUGGUCCAUCCUACCUGGUACAUCAAAGCCCUCGCCACCAUCAUCAAACCCUUCAUCAGCUCCAAGUUCAGCAGGAAGCUCCAGUUCGUCGACAGCCUCCAGGAACUUUCUCGCUUCGUCCCCACUGAGCAUGUGCAGAUCCCCGAGUGUGUCACACAGUACGACCAGAAACAGAACCGGACCAGGUGAACCAAUUAACACAUCUGGAACUCAUCUGGAAUCAAUUAACUCAUCUGGAGCUCAUCUGGAAACAAUUAACUCAUCUGGACCCAAUUAACACAUCUGGAACUCAUCUGGAACCAAUUACAACAUCGGGAACUCAUCUGGACCCAAUUAACACAUGUGGAACUCAUGUGGACCCAAUUAACACAUCUGGAGCUCAUCUGGAACCAAUAAACUGAUCUGGAGCUCAUCUGGAACCAAUUAACUCAUCUGGAGCUCGUCUGGACCCAAGUAACACAUCUGGAACUCAUCUGGAACAAAUUAAAACAUCUGGAACUCAUCUGGAACUCAUCUGGACCCAAUUAACACAUCUGGAUCUCAUCUGGAACCAAAUAACACAUCUGGAACUCAUCUGGAACCAAUUAACACAUCUGGAACUCAUCUGGAUCCAAUUAAAACAUCUGGAACUCAUCUGGAACCAAUUAAAACAUCUGGAUCUCAUCUGGAGCCAAUUAACACAUCUGGAACUCAUCUGGAACCAAUUAAAACAUCUGGAACUCAUCUGGAACCAAUUAACACAUCUGGAAAUCAUCUGGAGCCAAUUAACACAUCUGGAACUCAUCUGGACCCAAUUAAAACAUCUGGAACUCAUCUGGAACUCAUCUGGAACCAAUUAACACAUCUGGAGCUCAUCUGGAACCAAUUAACACAUCUGGAUCUCAUCUGGAACCAAUUAACUCAUCUGGAACUCAUCUGGAACCAAUUAACACAUGUGGAACUCAUCUGGACCCAAUUAACACAUAUGGAGCUCAUCUGGAACCAAUAAACUCAUCUGGAUCUCAUCUGGAACCAAUUAACUCAUCUGGAUCUCAUCUGGAACCAAUUAACUCAUCUGGAACUCAUCUGGAACCAAUUAACACAUGUGGAACUCAUCUGGACCCAAUUAACACAUAUGG
Messenger RNA from Perca flavescens (yellow perch), 1931 nucleotides. Its product is annotated as BCL2/adenovirus E1B 19 kDa protein-interacting protein 2. Gene Ontology annotation, cellular component: cytoplasm. Gene Ontology annotation, biological process: apoptotic process. The record is from RefSeq and is a predicted model, not a curated record. NCBI's taxonomy places the organism in Eukaryota, Metazoa, Chordata, Actinopteri, Perciformes, Percidae. The coding region runs from base 1 to 1002 and encodes 333 amino acids. The transcript has 12 exons.